This is a messenger RNA of Miniopterus natalensis, 2094 nucleotides long. It is a transcript of the gene PLA1A, whose product is annotated as phospholipase A1 member A. Gene Ontology annotation, molecular function: glycerophospholipid phospholipase A1 activity. The record is from RefSeq and is a predicted model, not a curated record. Lineage: Eukaryota; Metazoa; Chordata; Mammalia; Chiroptera; Miniopteridae. Gene Ontology annotation, biological process: lipid catabolic process.
GUACAAUGAGGGUUUUGUAAUCACCAAAAGAUGAAAGACUUCUGCUUUGGUUUUUACUAACAUUUUAUAAUGGGAAGUGGGAGAGGUGCAGGAAAUAGUUUUCUGAUGAUGUUUGGCUCCAAGAGGAAGGACAAUGUGUUUCAAUGUCCCCAGGGUUAAAGAAAAGAAAAGAAAAUGAAAAGAGUAUUUAUUUUCAUUGAGAAGAAGAAACCAAGAAACUGUGGAGGCUGAACAAUUAGGGAAAGUUUUUUUUUUCUUUUACAGGUCAUGGGGCUAGUUAACCAUUAGUGAGACCCACGUGGGUGCUGGGUGUUGAAAACUGUGAGUGGCUGGGUUAUGUGAUGUCUUUGGCAUUGGGGCCGGCUUUACCCCAGCUCUGAGACUGGACUCAGCCAUGUGCCCUGGCCUCUGGCAGAGACGUUUCUUCUGGUCAUGGGGGCUCCUUUUGUGGUUCAGCGUUGGAAUUGCAGGAGAUACACCUCCUACCCAACAGCCGAAGUGCAAGGGCUUCCAGAAUGCCAACCUCCUCCGUGGCACCAGUCUCAAAGUCCAGUUCCUCCUCUUCACCCCCUCGGACCCUAGCUGCGGGAAGCUAGUGGAAGAAAGUAGUGACCUUCAAAACUCUGGGUUCAAUGUCACUCUGGGAACCAAACUAAUUAUCCAUGGAUUCAGGGUUUUAGGAACAAAGCCUUCCUGGGUUGAGAAGCUCAUCGCUGCCCUUCUGAGGGCAGCAGACGCUAACGUGAUUGCCGUGGAUUGGGUGUACGGCUCCACAGCCAUCUACUCCUCAGCCGUGGAAAAUGUGGUCGAGCUGGCACUACAUAUCUCCCGUUUCCUCAGUGAGCUCCUGUUGCUGGGUGUGUCGAAGUCCUCCAUCCACAUCAUUGGUGUGAGCCUGGGGGCCCACGUUGGGGGCAUGGUGGGACAUUUCUACAAAGGCCAGUUGGGAUGGAUCACAGGCCUGGACCCUGCUGGACCAGAGUACACCAGAGCCAGCCUGGAGGAUCGCCUGGACCCUGGAGACGCCCUCUUCGUGGAAGCCAUCCACACAGACACCGACAAUUGGGGUAUUCGGAUUCCUGUUGGACAUGUGGACUACUUCGUCAACGGAGGUCAAGACCAACCUGGGUGUCCCACCUUCUUUCAUGGAGGCUACAGUUAUCUGAUCUGUGAUCACAUGAGGGCUGUGUACCUCUACAUCAGCGCCCUGGAGAACCUCUGUCCUUUGAUGGCCUUUCCCUGUGCCAGCUACAAGGCCUUCCUUGCCGGACACUGUCUGGAUUGUUUUAACCCUUUUCUGCUUUCCUGUCCAAGGAUAGGGCUGGUGGAACAAGGUGGUGUCAAGAUAGAGCCACUUCCCAAGGAAGUGAGAGUCUACCUCCAGACCACUUCCAGGGCUCCAUACUGUGUGCAUCACAGCCUUGUGGAGUUUUACUUGCAGGAGCCAAGAAACAAGGACACCAACAUCGAGGUCACCUUCUUUAGCAGCAAUGCCACCUCCUCAGUCAAGAUCACUAUACCAAGACGCAAACUGCAUGGGAGAGGAAUCCUAGCUCACCCCAACCGUCAGUGCGAGAUACACCAAGUGAAUCUCAAAUAUCAGGCUUCCCACCGGAUUUGGAGAAAAGACCGGACUACCAUUGUUGGGAAGUUCUGCACUGCUCCUUUGCCCGUCAAUGACAAUAAAAAGAUGGUCUGCCUACCUGAGGCAGUGAACUUACAAGCAGAUGUGACCGUUUGUCGUGACCUCAACAUCACGUGUGUAUAGUAUAAACCUUGGCAGGACACAUUUCCCUGGAUUUCAGAGAGGAGGGUUUCAACUUAUUCUAGGCCAUUACUACUAAAAAGGAAAGCAAAACUCUUGGUUAUUUUCUUCAUAAUUCACCACUUUGGAAGGGAAAGAUAGCUUAUUUUACACAGCUAUUUUUAUCUCCAUGCCAAUUUGAAGAGCCUUAUGUAGAUAUCAUUUCAGCUUUCCUACUCAUACUUAAGAGCAGUUACUCCAUAUCCUUGUGCAUCUGUACCAAGGAUUCAAUAGAAACAUAUACAGGAAAAGUACUUUUAUCAAAAAUAAAACUCCAUGGAACAUAUGAA